AUGGGGGGGCAGGUAGCUGACCAGGUGGGCAGGGUUGGGGGCGGGGCAGUAGAGCCGCGGGGGCGGGGCUGGCUGCGACGGCCAAUGGCAGCUGUAGUAGUGGGCGGAGUGAUGGUGAGGGGGCGGAGCCUCAUAGGUCAGGUGUACCACAGGGGCGGAAGGAGCAGCAGAGGAGAGAGGGAGGAGCAGAGAGAGCAGCAGAGAAGAGAGGGAGGAGCAGCAGAGAAGAGAGGGAGGAGCAGCAGAGAAGAGAGGGAGGAGCAGCAGAGAAGAGAGAGGAGCAGCAGAGAAGAGAGAGGAGCAGCAGAGAAGAGAGAGGAGCAGCAGAGAAGAGAGGGAGGAGCAGCAGAGAAGAGAGGGAGGAGCAGCAGAGAAGAGAGGGGAGCAGCAGAGAAGAGAGAGGAGCAGCAGAGAAGAGAGAGGAGCAGCAGAGAAGAGAGAGGAGCAGCAGAGAAGAGAGAGGAGCAGCAGAGAAGAGAGAGGAGCAGCAGAGAAGAGAGAGGAGCAGCAGAGGAGAGAGGAAGGAGCAGAGAAGGGGGAGGAGCAGCAGAGAAGAGAGGGAGGAGCAGCAGAGAAGAGAGGGAGGAGCAGAGAAGAGAGGGAGGAGCAGCAGAGGAGAGAGGGGGAGGCAGAGGAGAGAGGGAGCAGCAGCAGAGGAGAGAGGGGGAGGAGCAGCAGAGGAGAGAGGGGGAGGAGCAGCAGAGGAGAGAGGGGGAGGCAGAGGAGAGAGGGAGCAGCAGCAGAGGAGAGAGGGGGAGGAGCAGCAGAGGAGAGAGGGGGAGGAGCAGCAGAGGAGAGAGAGCAACAGAGAAGAGAGGAAGGAGCAGAGAAGAGAGGAAGGAGCAGAGAGAGAGAGGAAGGAGCAGAGAAGAGAGGAAGGGGCAGAGAAGAGAGGAAGGAGCAGAGAAGAGAGGAGCAGAGAAGAGAGAGGAGCAGAGGAGAGAGGGGGGAGCAGAGGAGAGAGGGGGGAGCAGAGAAGAGAGGGAGGAGCAGAGAAGAGAGGGAGGAGCAGAGAAGAGAGGGAGGAGCAGAGAAGAGAGGGAGGAGCAGAGAAGAGAGGGAGGAGCAGAGAAGAGAGGGAGGAGCAGAGAAGAGAGGGAGGAGCAGAGAAGAGAGGGAGGAGCAGAGAAGAGAGGGAGGAGCAGAGAAGAGAGGGAGGAGCAGAGAAGAGAGGGAGGAGCAGAGGAGAGAGAGAGCAGCAGAGGAGAGGGGGAGGAGCAGAGGAGAGAGGGAGGAGCAGAGGAGAGAGAGAGCAGCAGAGAAGAGAGGGAGGAGCAGAGGAGAGAGUGGGAGGAGCAGCAGAGGAGAGAGGGGGAUGAGCAGAGGAGAGAGGGAGGAGCAGAGAAGAGAGGGAGCAGCAGAGGAGAGAGUGGGAGGAGCAGCAGAGGAGAGAGGGGGAGGAGCAGCAGAGGAGAGAGGGGGAGGAGCAGCAGAGGAGAGAGGGGGAGGAGCAGAGGAGAGAGGGAGGAGCAGAGGAGAGAGAGAGCAGCAGAGGAGAGAGAGAGCAGCAGAGAAGAGAGGGAGGAGCAGAGAAGAGAGGGAGGAGCAGAGAAGAGAGGGAAGAGCAGAGAAGAGAGGAGCAGAGAAGAGAGGGAGCAGCAGAGGAGAGAGUGGGAGGAGCAGCAGAGGAGAGAGUGGGAGGAGCAGCAGAGGAGAGAGGGGGAGGAGCAGCAGAGGAGAGAGGGGGAGGAGGAGCAGAGGAGAGAGGGGGAGGAGGAGCAGAGGAGAGAGGGGGAGGAGGAGCAGAGGAGAGAGGGGGAGGAGCAGAGAAGAGAGGGAGGACCAGAGGAGGAGCGAGGAGGAGCAGAGAAGAGAGGGGGAGGAGCAGAGAAGAGAGGGGGAGGAGCAGAGAAGAGAGGGAGGAGGAGCAGAGGAGCAGCAGAGGAGGAGCAGAGGAGGUUAGAGGAGGAGCAGAGGAGAGAGGGAGGAGGAUCAGAUGAGGUUAGAGGAGGAUCAGAUGAGGUUAGAGGAGGAUCAGAUGAGGUUAGAGGAGGAUCAGAUGAGGUUAGAGGAGGAUCAGAUGAGGUUAGAGGAGGAGCAGAGGUGGUUAGAGGAGGAGCAGAGGUGGUUAGAGGAGCAGCAGAUGAGGUUAGAGGAGCAGCAGAUGAGAUGAGGUUAGAGGAGGAGCAGAGGUGGUUAGAGGAGCAGCAGAUGAGGUUAGAGGAGCAGCAGAUGAGGUUAGAGGAGCAGCAGAUGAGGUUAGAGGAGCAGCAGAUGAGGUUAGAGGAGGAGCAGAUGAGGUUAGAGGAGGAGCAGAGGAGGUUAGAGGAGGAGCAGAUGAGGUUAGAGGAGGAGCAGAUGAGGUUAGAGGAGGAGCAGAUGAGGUUAGAGGAGAGCAGAUGA
Molecule: messenger RNA, 2343 nt
Organism: Knipowitschia caucasica
Lineage: Eukaryota; Metazoa; Chordata; Actinopteri; Gobiiformes; Gobiidae
Source: the annotation of a GenBank genome assembly